Micropterus salmoides (largemouth bass) is the source of this 588-nucleotide messenger RNA. It is a transcript of the gene fabp4b, whose product is annotated as fatty acid binding protein 4b. Gene Ontology annotation, molecular function: fatty acid binding. Gene Ontology annotation, cellular component: nucleus; cytosol. Lineage: Eukaryota; Metazoa; Chordata; Actinopteri; Centrarchiformes; Centrarchidae. Gene Ontology annotation, biological process: fatty acid transport. The record is from RefSeq and is a predicted model, not a curated record. The transcript is spliced from 4 exons. The coding region runs from base 83 to 487 and encodes 134 amino acids.
CAAUCUUUCCGCUCUUCAACUUUGUGACAGGAGACCCUGAAAUAUCUCGUAUUUGUUUAGCAGCCUGAGCUUUGUCUUCACCAUGGUUGAGCGUUUUGUUGGAAACUGGACUCUGGUUGCCAGCGAGAACUUUGAUGAAUACAUGAAGGCAAUCGGUGUGGGCUUGGCCACUCGGCAAAUGGGCAACGUGAUAAAACCGAAGCUGGUCAUCAGUGUGGAUGAUGCUGGGGUUAUUUCAAUGAAGUCUGAAAGCACGUUCAAGACCACUGAAGUCAAGUUCAAGCUGAAUGAAGAGUUCGAGGAGACUACUGCAGACGGCCGAAAUACCAAGACCAUCAUCACUCUUGAGAAUGGCAAACUUGUGCAACAACAGACGUGGGAUGGAAAGAAGACGACACUGGAACGAGAGUUUCAAGACGGGAAACUAACAGCUAAAUGUAUCAUGGAUGACGUUGUUGCAAUGAGGACAUAUGAGCGAGCGGCUUAAUUGCUUUUGUUCCACAUCCAAGUUGAGCUAGGACCCUCUGUUCCUUUAGCCAACCCAAAUGCACUGAGCGAUUGCCAAACAAUAAAGUCUGAACUGCGAUA